Messenger RNA from Brassica rapa (field mustard), 2927 nucleotides. RefSeq names its product nuclear transcription factor Y subunit A-3. Gene Ontology annotation, cellular component: CCAAT-binding factor complex. The record is from RefSeq and is a predicted model, not a curated record. Gene Ontology annotation, biological process: regulation of DNA-templated transcription. Lineage: Eukaryota; Viridiplantae; Streptophyta; Magnoliopsida; Brassicales; Brassicaceae. Gene Ontology annotation, molecular function: DNA-binding transcription factor activity; DNA binding.
UUGGAAGCGAAAGCAAUAUUGUAGAGUGCUUCACCUACUCAUCACUUAGUGAGACAAUAUAAAAUUAAGGAUUUGAUAUUACUAGUUUCUUUUUAAACCUUUGGUAAUCUCAGAUCCAUAAAAAGGUGGUGCAGUAUACAUAUGGACUCUUACUUCUGGGUAUUUAAAUAGAUUGUAGAAUAAGUCUAUAUCCAAGUAGUCAUAAGGUAAUAUGUAUUGGAAUGCAUUCGAAUUUAGGUUACUUGGCAAUUCUAAGAUCUAUCUACCACUAGACUACCACUUUGUGGUUGAUAUUUCUUAGUUGCUCUGGUUCAGCUUUUCUUUUUUAUGACUUCUAUAAUACUACCAGCUUUCUCUUUGUAUCUUAUGAAUUUGGUCCAAAGAAAGGUAGAUCACUUUUGAUUUUGGUCCCUGGGGGAUGAGUGCUCCAAUACCCACGUGUCCAAGUUCUCAUGAAUCAGUUAAGGACUCAAAGCCUAUAGACAUAGAAUUAAAAGUUUAAUAAAUUGUUAACAACAAAAACAAAUUAAGUAAACGACGAAGUAGCAAUUAUUAUGUUUUGGUUGUUCAAAGGACAAAGAAGGCAUAACACUAUGCUUGACUUGCACUUAAGCUUUAUUUCAUUACCCAAAAAGAAGAAGGUUAGGUGCUUGAUUAAGAACUCAACCCAAGUUUUAGUAUAAUACAAUCCUUAUUCCUAUCUCAUUUUGCAUGCUUACACUUUCCUUAAUUACUAUACUCAAGGAAGUUGGUUAUAAUAAUAAGUCUAUCAACUUGAUACAAACUGAAACAUUAUCCCCAAGAUGAAAGUUAAGAGGCGGCUAAAGACUAAGUAAAGACCUAAGGACGGUUCACACAAAUUUAAAAGCUUCAUUGUCUGGAAACGACAACACACUUUGGACAAAAAGCUAAAUAUCAAAUUAAUUAAUAUACUAACUUAGCUUAACGUGGCCAAGAUAGCUUAUACUUUUUGGCUUCACUACUAGAUUAGAUUAAUUAGGAAUACAUCAUCCAGCAACAACAAGAAAAAAAAACGAUUAUAUUCGAAAUAUAAAAUGGGGGAAAAGUUACUAAUACAUUAUUGCUAAAGUGAUUAAACAGAAAAAGUUAAAUUGCUAAACUAAUUUGUUAGAGUUAAGAAUCAUUUUAGUUGCAUUAUCAUUUGUUUUUAAAUAUAGUAUAGUUUUAGAAUUUUCCGAAUAUUAAAUUUUCAUUUUUAGGAAUUUAGGAAUCUGAAAUAGUUGGGACGAUUUCAAAUAAUUAAAAAUGUUCAUUUUUUAAAAAGAAAAAAGUAUUUUUUUUGAUUCUGUGUGUGUUGGUUAAAGCGAAUUAAGCUCUUAUUAAAAUGAAUAAUUAAAGCACUUAAAGACAAUAAUAAUGAACCAGAAGAAGAAGGUGAAAGUGCUGCUCAUGGACAUGGUGGUUUCCCAGGAAAGGUAAGAGAGAGAGAGAAACAAAUCGACGGAGACGAAGAAAGCACAAGAAGAUAAUACGGACACACUCUGAUUCACUGAGUUUCAUAGAAAGAGAGAAGACAAGGAGACAUGCAAAACUAGUCUGUGUCCUUUCUUCAUCUUCGUUUCAUCUAAUUCUCAAAAAGGUCUUCUUCAUCAUUCUUGUGUGAAUAGCUUGAUUGACGUUAGGCAUCAGAUGAGUAAGAAAGGUUCCACUUUGCCAUACCUGAACACUAGCAUCUCAUGGGGUGGUAUGAUUCCAAAUGACCCCCUAAGCUUGAAGGUGGUGGAUGCAAGGACUGAACAUAUGCAUACCACAAAGCAAAUCAGUUUUCAAGACCAGGAUUCACCUUCAACUCAGUCCACUUGUCAGUCUUACACUGAAGUUGCUAGUAGUGGAGAUCAUAAUUCCUCCAGACAAAUCUCCUUUUCAACCAAAUCAGGACCUGAAGAAACUCAGCGGAAGGUAUCUGCGACUCAUACUAAGUCAGGCGCAAUGACAGGAUUCCCUAACAUGCACUUUGCUCCUACGCAGGCUAAUUUCUCAUUUCACUAUGCUGAUCCACAAUAUGGUGGUUUGUUAGCUACACCUUAUCUUCCACAUGCACCGACAUGCAAUCCCCAAAUGGUGGGUAUGGUUCCUGGUAGAGUUGCACUACCAGUGGAGAUCACUGAAGCUGAGCCAGUCUUUGUCAAUGCGAAGCAAUACCAUGCUAUCAUGAGGAGGAGGCAGCAACGCGCCAAGCUUGAGGCUCAGAACAAACUAAUCAAAGCCCGAAAGCCGUAUCUUCAUGAAUCUCGACAUGUCCAUGCUCUUAAAAGGCCAAGAGGAUCCGGUGGAAGAUUCCUCAACACCAAAAAACUUCUUCAAGAAUCCGAACAGGUUGCUGCUAAAGAGCAAGAACGUGACAAGUCGGUCCAACAGGCAAACAUGUCUAGAUUCAAAGCUCAUAUGCUGCAGCACAACAAAGACCGUGGCGGCUCAACCACUUCUGGCUCUGACGUUACAUGUGUUUCCGACGGUGCUGAUAUCUUCGGACACACUGAAUUCCAGUUUUCAGGUUUCCCAAUCCCAACUCAGACUAACCGAGCUAUGCUUGUUCAUGGUCAGUCCAAUGACAUGCAUGGAGGUGGGGAGUUGCACCAUUUCUCUGUCCAUAUCUGAGACAUUGGAUCUUUUGGUGCUGUUUCAAUGUUUCCCACCUAAAGGGGAAGUCAUCCUUGGCUACUACUACUAGUUCUCUUGCUUGUUGUUACUUUUUUAUGUUUCAAUUUCACUUUAUGUAUGUGUUAAAAUAUCACAACAAGAACAAGAACCACCGCAAUCUUCAGUUUGGAACACACUUUUAAUCUUCCCUUACUAUCUCUUGUGUAAACUAUGCUUUGAUUUUGUAUGAACAUGAUUAAUAAAAACAGAAAAAAAAACAGAUUCUGCAUUCCACUCCGUGGACGUGUAAGAUACAUUUCUGAAUA